Molecule: messenger RNA, 1065 nt
Organism: Medicago truncatula (barrel medic)
Lineage: Eukaryota; Viridiplantae; Streptophyta; Magnoliopsida; Fabales; Fabaceae
Product: F-box/kelch-repeat protein At3g06240
Exons: 1
Coding region: 1-1065 (354 amino acids)
Source: RefSeq, a predicted model, not a curated record
AUGUACCGCUAUCAUUUCGUAACAAAGGAUCAUUCUUAUUAUGAUAAUACCUCUCUCCUCCUACACCAAACAUUUUGUCCUUCUUAUGGCUGUCAUCCUUUCGAAGAAACAUUUGAGUUGUAUUCUGUUUCCGGUUCGAGGUUUGAGAAUAAGGUCAAAUUAGAUUGGCCGAAUAUCAAAAUAGCGCCGGCAUAUCUAGGUCAAGCCAGAUAUGAUUCUGGUUUUAGGCUUUUAGAUUCAGGUAGUGUCCAUGGAACUCUUUAUCUGGUUUGUGCACCCAACAGGAAUUUUAUAUUAUGGAAUCCAUCUACUAAGGAAUCUAAACUUAUUCCUCCUAGCCCUUUUGAUUCUGGACCUAAUUGGUAUCUUUUUGUUGAUCAUCGUGGAUUUGGUUAUGACAGUAUUCGAGACGACUAUAAAGUGAUAUGUCAUGGAAAAGUUUCAAAAAGAAAUUAUUAUGGAGAAGUUAAUAAAGAAGUUGACUCCUAUUUAUGGGAGAUAUAUAGUGUAAGAAGAAACUGUUGGAGAAAACUUGAUGUCGGCGUGCAUAAUAAGCAUAAGAGUUGUGAACGGGAACAAUUGUACAUCGAUGGACUCUCACACUGGAUGUGUUAUGGUGAAACACGUUAUUAUGAAAGAUAUAUGUUGUCAUUUGACUGGAGCAACGAGAUUUUCCUUACAACACCCAUACCCCCUGUCUCCAACAUAAACGGUUGUUUUGAAUAUUUUUUGGGGAUGAUACAGUUGGUCCUAUUAAAUGGGUCUAUUGCUUUCAUAAUAAGUUAUAUAGAGACAGGUACAUUUCACAUUUCAAUUUUGGGAGAACUCGGUGUAAAGGAAUCAUGGACUAAGAUCUUUAUUGUAGGGCCCUUUCCUUGCCUUGAGUGUCCUAUCGGAGCAGGAAAGAAGGGAGAUAUGUUGUUCAUAAAGAAAGACGGCGAAUUAGCUUGGAUUGAUUUAAAUACCCAAAUAAUUGAGGACUCGGGUGUUAUAACAGAGAGGAGUCUUUGUAAGAUAGCAAUUCAUAAAGAAAACCUUCUUCCUUUUGGAGGAAAAAGUAUUUAA